Stereum hirsutum FP-91666 SS1 is the source of this 651-nucleotide messenger RNA. Its product is annotated as ribosomal protein L10e. NCBI's taxonomy places the organism in Eukaryota, Fungi, Basidiomycota, Agaricomycetes, Russulales, Stereaceae. Gene Ontology annotation, cellular component: ribosome; cytosolic large ribosomal subunit. Gene Ontology annotation, biological process: ribosomal large subunit assembly; translation. Gene Ontology annotation, molecular function: structural constituent of ribosome. Bases 1 to 651 code for a protein of 216 amino acids. The transcript has 4 exons. The record is from RefSeq and is a predicted model, not a curated record.
AUGGGUCGCCGUCCCGCCCGUUGCUACCGUUACUGCAAGAACAAGCCGUACCCCAAGUCGAGGUACAACCGUGGUGUUCCCGACUCCAAGAUUCGUAUUUUCGAUCUUGGCCGUAAGCGUGCAUCCGUCGACGAGUUCCCCUUCUGCUGCCACUUGGUCUCCGACGAGUACGAGCAGCUUUCUUCGGAAGCUCUCGAAGCCGCCCGUAUCUGCGCCAACAAGUAUGUCACCAAGACCUCCGGCAAGGAUUCCUUCCACAUGCGUGUAAGGCCGCAUCCUUUCCACGUCAUCCGUAUCAACAAGAUGUUGUCGUGUGCCGGAGCCGAUAGGCUCCAGACCGGUAUGCGUGGCGCUUGGGGCAAGCCCUACGGCACCGUCGCCCGUGUCAACAUUGGCCAGAUCAUCCUUUCCAUCCGUUGCAAGGACGCAAACGCCCCCGUCAUCCAGGAGGCUCUCCGUCGUGCUCGCUACAAGUUCCCCGGAAGGCAGAAGAUCAUCGUCUCGCGCAAGUGGGGCUUCACGAACGUCAACAGGGAGGACUACCCCAAGUUGAAGGAGGAUAAGAGGGUGAUCCAGGACGGUGCUUACGUGCAGUUCAUCCGCCCCAAGGGCCCCUUGGAGCAGAACUUGCGCAACCAGCUCAAGGCUUAA